UGGUCCUUUUCUUGCGCCAGACUACCUCCCAUACCUGCCGUACGCUUUCCGGCUCUUUCCACAAUGGAGCCUUUAACUAGUAUGUCGGACGCUAUUGCGUCGGUUAAGGCGCUCAAGGAGACAUUGCAACGCUAUAAGGGUCGCGACAGAACAUUAGGCAGACUGCAAAAUGCUCUCGAGGAUCUUGCCGUCAUUUUAUGCUUCCUAGAGGCCGCUGAUAGUGAAACCCCGGGUAUGACUGCUCUGAAAGGCGUUGCUAGCCACUGUAGCAAGAUAUGUUACGAGUUGAAAGGUACUAUAGAAACAUUUAGCGACAAGUCGAACACGGACUUGAUACAUUUGGCAAAGAAGGAGGGCAAUAUCGACGAAUUUAUCGAUACUCUAUCGGUUUACAAGUCGACGAUCGCGACUAUCCUCAGCUCAGCUCAGAAACCAACCGAAGAGUUCAAUGAGAUGCUCCAAGACACGAUUUACAAUCUCGAGCUACGCCGUCAACACAUUACUGAGAAGACAGGGAGCGAUGCCACAGACCGCCCAACCAUCUCAAACCUAGCACUGCAGAAAGAAGCGCCUCGAGACCGCCUUGACUCUUCGAACUCUAAUCAAGGCCUUCAUCGCAGGAGGACUCUGUUGGUGGAAGAGAUCAAAGUCUUGGAGCAAGUUUUACAAGUUGUCAAUCGGAUCUCUCAUCAAUUAUCUCCUCAAAAGAUCCACAUCGUCGGGGAGGUCAUUGCCCCCGAAACCGGCACCGUUCAAACAGUGAUCACAACUGAUGCGAACUUGUUUCGAGUCGGAAGGGUGGAGGCAGGGAGAGGAUCGCGCCAAAUGGUCGCUUCAACAUCGGACCCCACAUUACGGGCUCUGCUCAACGUCCACUACCAGCAACAUACGACGAACCAUCCCAGAUGA
Messenger RNA from Hyaloscypha bicolor E, 909 nucleotides. RefSeq lists its product as uncharacterized. The coding region runs from base 64 to 909 and encodes 281 amino acids. The record is from RefSeq and is a predicted model, not a curated record. The transcript has 2 exons. NCBI's taxonomy places the organism in Eukaryota, Fungi, Ascomycota, Leotiomycetes, Helotiales, Hyaloscyphaceae.